Mauremys mutica (yellowpond turtle) is the source of this 1197-nucleotide messenger RNA. It is a transcript of the gene TMCO1, whose product is annotated as transmembrane and coiled-coil domains 1. Gene Ontology annotation, biological process: endoplasmic reticulum calcium ion homeostasis. The record is from RefSeq and is a predicted model, not a curated record. The transcript has 7 exons. Gene Ontology annotation, molecular function: calcium channel activity. The coding region runs from base 217 to 783 and encodes 188 amino acids. Gene Ontology annotation, cellular component: endoplasmic reticulum membrane; cytoplasm; endoplasmic reticulum. NCBI's taxonomy places the organism in Eukaryota, Metazoa, Chordata, Testudines, Geoemydidae.
UAACGUCACUAUUGGCAGGCUGCUCGCCCAACCAGCAGCUCUUCCCGCCCCUCACCUGUAGGCGGGAUUUCCGCUUGGCGGUGCGCCUUGCUGCCGGAAAUCUGAGUAACCACUUCCGGAGAGUGGAGCUAGUUGCUAGGCUGCUUGUCGGACCCUUUGUAGCUUCCGGUCUAGUCGUGUGUGCGCGCGGGAGUCUCUUCCGGGUUUGGGGGCACCAUGAGUACUAUGUUCGCUGACACUGUCCUCAUCGUCUUCAUCUCGGUGUGCACGGCGCUGCUGGCCGAGGGUAUAACAUGGGUGCUGGUUUACAGAACAGAGAAAUACAAGAGACUGAAAGCUGAAGUAGAAAAACAAAGCAAAAAAUUGGAAAAGAAGAAGGAAACAAUAACUGAAUCAGCAGGCCGACAGCAAAAAAAGAAAAUAGAGAGGCAAGAGGAGAAGCUGAAGAACAACAACAGGGACCUGUCGAUGGUUCGAAUGAAGUCCAUGUUUGCAAUUGGCUUUUGCUUUACUGCCCUCAUGGGCAUGUUCAACUCCAUAUUUGACGGCCGGGUGGUGGCAAAACUUCCUUUUAUCCCCCUCUCCUACAUCCAGGGCCUGUCCCAUCGCAACCUGCUGGGGGAGGAUUACACUGACUGCUCCUUCAUCUUCCUCUAUAUUCUCUGCACCAUGUCUAUCCGGCAGAAUAUUCAGAAGAUGCUUGGCCUGGCCCCUUCGCGGGCUGCCACGAAGCAAGCAGGGGGCUUCCUUGGCCCCCCUCCUCAAGCUGGGAAAUUCUCUUGAAGUAUAGUCCAUGUACCUUCUACAGCAGCUCCCAUUGAUGUCAAUAUCAAAGACAGAUUGCCCUCGGUUUGUAACAAGGUUGGAUUGCACAGCAGGCUUUCUAUUCAUUUGAAGCAGCCUUUGGGAUGGGUAGUGCCUUCACGGAAGCAUCUUUGUGUUUGGCAUGUUCUACAAGCAGCCUGUCACGAUUGAAGCAAAGUUCUUGGCAGAUAACGUGAGAUAUGUUUUGUGUAAUAAAUGUUUAAGCCCUUUGCAUUUAAAAUGUAGUGACCUAAUCCCAUUGCAGGGACAGUGGAACUGUCUUGCUUUAUAGAACUACUGUAAGGAUAAUAAAACCUUAUUUGGAGCCAUGAUAGGGAACCUGCAUCAGGUGACAAGGAUCUGUAAAAUAAACAGAUUUUGGAAAGCCCUGCA